AUGAAUGAUCAUCGAGAAAGUAUGCUAACAGUAAUAUUUGCAAUUUUAAUUUGUGUCAUUUCUCAAUGUUCGAUCACUAAUGCAGUUACCUAUGAUCGAUUUUGUCAACACUAUCCUCCACUUUCACAAUAUCAUUCUGAGCCACAUUCUGAACUACCAAAUAUUCCGGAUCGUGAGGAAAUCUCAGAUGCUGAAUUAAAAUACCAUGGGAUGAAUGAUGAGCAACGCUUAUUUAAAUAUAUUAUCAGGAAUUUUGACAUUUCCAUACGACCGGUUUGGAAUGCAAGCAGUGUUGUAAAUGUUUACAUGGGUCUUACACUCACCCAUAUUUUCAAUAUUGAUGAGAGGAAUCAAGUGUUGACACUAAAUGUUUGGGUAGAACAAAGUUGGCACGACGAAAGGAUUCGUUGGAAUCCAAUUGAAUUUGGCAAUAUCAGUAAAUUAACAGUGGGCAAGAAAUAUUUGUGGACACCAGAUAUCGUCCUCUACAAUAAUGCGGGAGAUUUUUCACGUGGUUUUGUCGACACCAAUCUUCAUAUUUUAAGCAAUGGCGAUACGCAAUGGGCACCGCCAGCAAAAGUUUCUUCGAUAUGUAAAUUGGAUGUUAGAUAUUUUCCAUUCGACGAUCAAUUCUGCUUGCUUGAAUUUGGCUCGUGGAUAUACGAUCAAUCACAAUUGGAUGUACAAAUUAUGGAACGAUACGAUGGUAAGAAUCCGUUCACACGCGAUUCGUUCAUUGAAAAUGGAGAAUGGGAAAUUGUUGCAAAUCGUACACGUAAGGUACUUCGUGGUCGGCAGACAAUCUUUUCAACAAUUGUGUUUGAAUUGCAUUUACGACGACGAGUACUGUACUUCAUUUACAAUAUUAUUGCACCGUGUUUCAUGCUUUCUAUAUUAACAAUGAUGCAAUUCCUAUUACCGUGUGAAAGCGGUGAAAAAAUAACACUUGGCUUAACAGUAUUACUGGCUUAUUCCGUUUUUAGCUUUAAUAUUGCUGAAAAUAUGCCGGAAACAUCAGAAGUUAUCCCUCUUAUUGCGAUAUAUUUGAUGGGAAUAAUGGCAAUUUCGGGUCUUAGUGUUUGUUUAUCAGUUAUCGUUCUCAAUAUGAGGCAUAGCGCUGAACGAAAUUGCAGACCUCCAAAUUGGUUAAAUUUUAUUGCAUACCGAAUUCUCGGACGUUUGUUUGGUAUAGCGGCACAAAAAAAGCACAGAAAACUGGAAUAUGCAAAAGAUACAAAAGAUCUGAUGAGCGAAAUUAUAAUGGAACGAAUUGAAAAUGAGAACGAUCACGACGAAUUGGUUGAGGAAUGGAAUCAUAUUUCGAUUAUCUUUGAUCGAUUUUUCUUUUGUUGCAUUUUUUUCCUUACCGGUGUUGCUACCUUUUUUUUGUUAAUAGCUCCUCGUUUCAGUCAUCGACAUUUUGAUAUGAAUUCUUGA
This is a messenger RNA of Brugia malayi, 1437 nucleotides long. RefSeq lists its product as uncharacterized. Gene Ontology annotation, biological process: monoatomic ion transmembrane transport; chemical synaptic transmission; nervous system process. Lineage: Eukaryota; Metazoa; Nematoda; Chromadorea; Rhabditida; Onchocercidae. The transcript is spliced from 11 exons. Gene Ontology annotation, cellular component: postsynaptic membrane; neuron projection; synapse. Gene Ontology annotation, molecular function: acetylcholine-gated monoatomic cation-selective channel activity; transmembrane signaling receptor activity. The record is from RefSeq and is a predicted model, not a curated record. Bases 1 to 1437 code for a protein of 478 amino acids.